CAGUGUCAACUUGUUGUCAAAGUAAUACCACUGAUUGAGUAAAUUGUUUCUCAAUAGUUCUCAGUUUUCUUUCUAUAAAGAUGUCAAUGUCAUCAGCUGUUGAUGUUUGAAAAUAGCUAAUCUUUACGUGACGAUUGCAAGAUUAUAGACUGAUUGUCAAUUUACAACAAAAGCUAGGCUUUGUCCAAAGCUAAAUACCAUUAUGAGUACAUCGGCGGGCGGUGCAUAUAACUUUAAAGUCGUGUUGUUGGGCGAGGGAUGCGUCGGCAAAACGUCACUUCUGUUGCGUUACAUCGAGGACAAAUUCAACGACAAACAUCUUACUACGCUUCAGGCUACUUUCCUUAACAAGAAAAUAAAUAUAAACGGUAAGCGCAUCAACCUCUCUAUAUGGGACACCGCUGGUCAGGAAAAGUUCCAUGCUCUUGGGCCAAUAUAUUACCGAAAUUCUAAUGGUGCAAUCCUAGUUUAUGACAUCACUGAUGAAGAUUCUUUCAUAAAGGUUAAAAAUUGGGUAAAAGAGCUAAAGAAAAUGCUUGGUCCGGACAUUGUUUUAUUGAUAGCUGGCAAUAAAAUUGACUUGGAGCAUGAGAGAACAGUGCCUCUUGAAGAAGCAGAAAGUUAUGCAGCAAUGGUUGGUGCCAAACACUUCUACACAUCUGCAAAAUUAAAUCAAUGUGUAGAGGAUCUUUUUUUGGAGCUGACGCGUGAAAUGGUUGAAAAACUUGAACAAAACUCCCAGCGGGAAGAAAACCGAUCUUCUCGGGUCCUAGUGGUUGACGAUGAGGCUCCUGCUCAAUCCUCUUGUUGUUCCGGCUCCAGAAGCAAUUAACCAUCUUUCAUCACUUGUGGACAAUAACUUAACGUCUCAGCUUGUUUUUAGUAUAAAGAUGAUUACCUAUAUUAUUAUUAAACUUAACCUUUUCAAUGCAAUAUGAUAACAAACAUCUCUAUGUUUGAAGACACUAAACUCAUCAUUCAUAUGUAGAUAGUCAUUGAUAAGACUUUGAACAGUUAAUAUGUGUAAGUAAUAU
Cydia amplana is the source of this 1034-nucleotide messenger RNA. RefSeq names its product ras-related protein Rab-21 (gene Rab21). Lineage: Eukaryota; Metazoa; Arthropoda; Insecta; Lepidoptera; Tortricidae. The record is from RefSeq and is a predicted model, not a curated record. The transcript is spliced from 5 exons. The coding region runs from base 203 to 832 and encodes 209 amino acids. Gene Ontology annotation, biological process: Rab protein signal transduction. Gene Ontology annotation, cellular component: endosome; Golgi apparatus. Gene Ontology annotation, molecular function: GTP binding; GTPase activity.